AUGUCAAAUGAGCAGCUGGAACCAGAUAUAAAGUUCUGCUGCUGUGGCCCAGUUCUCUGUGAUCAGACUACAGCUAUGACUCCACUGUGGAAUGAGCUGCAGCCUCCCUUUCUCUCCAACCACCCUCUGGUGCUGGCCUCUGACCUGGUGCAAUAUUACCAAUACCUCCUGGCUGGAUUGGUGCCCCCUGGAAGCCCUGGCCCUAUCACGCGCCACGAGUCUUACGACAGCCUGACGUCGGACCACAGCGGACAGGAGGACGAGGAGUGGCUCUCACAGGUGGAGAUAGUGACCCACACAGGGCCUCACCGUCGGCUGUGGAUGGGUCCUCAGUUCCAGUUUAAGACCAUCCACCCAUCUGGUCAGACUACGGUCAUCUCCUCCUCCUCCUCCGUGCUGCAGUCCCAGGGCCCCAGCGACAUUCAACAGCCUCUGUUAGACUUCCACACUGAUGACCUGGACCUUCACAGUCUCAGGAUCCAGCCCGUGCGUUCUGAGCCGGUCAGCAUGCCUGGUUCCUCUCGGCUGGUGGCUGAACGGAGGGGACAGGGGACUGUCAUUGAUAUAGGAUCGGGUAGGAACCAUGCUACUUUAUACUAUACUAUUCCAUCUGUCUGUCUUGAUAUAUGUAUAUUUGUGGUAUGAGACUGUGUACAGGUG
Messenger RNA from Salvelinus namaycush (lake trout), 660 nucleotides. Its product is annotated as breast carcinoma-amplified sequence 3-like. Gene Ontology annotation, cellular component: cytoplasm. Lineage: Eukaryota; Metazoa; Chordata; Actinopteri; Salmoniformes; Salmonidae. Gene Ontology annotation, biological process: response to starvation; autophagy. The record is from RefSeq and is a predicted model, not a curated record. Bases 1 to 645 code for a protein of 214 amino acids. The transcript has 5 exons.